Manduca sexta (tobacco hornworm) is the source of this 4042-nucleotide messenger RNA. RefSeq names its product cholinephosphotransferase 1 (gene bbc). Gene Ontology annotation, molecular function: ethanolaminephosphotransferase activity; diacylglycerol cholinephosphotransferase activity. Gene Ontology annotation, cellular component: endoplasmic reticulum membrane; Golgi apparatus. Gene Ontology annotation, biological process: phosphatidylethanolamine biosynthetic process. Bases 219 to 1589 code for a protein of 456 amino acids. NCBI's taxonomy places the organism in Eukaryota, Metazoa, Arthropoda, Insecta, Lepidoptera, Sphingidae. The transcript has 9 exons. The record is from RefSeq and is a predicted model, not a curated record.
UCUAUGAUUUAGUACCUAACUCGGAGUACACUGAUGUACGCGUGGCUAAAUGCUGUAAAUGCCGUUGCGUGACGACUUCUUGACAUUAAAAAGUAGUAAAUUGUUUAUGGUACUCAUGGAGGUGUGAUGUGAGUGUAGUGUUAAUAAUUUUCUCCUGAAAAUUUAGCGAAUAAUUUAAUAUUUAUACAGUAUAGUGUAAUGUCGUGACAGUGACAAAAAUGCAGUUCUACAAGGAAAGAAUACUCAACGCGGCGCAGUUAAAAAGACUAAGUGAACACAAAUACUCUUGUACCAGUGCCAGUAUAUUGGAUGCAUGGCUCCAGCCGUGGUGGUGCUGGCUGGUGUCUAAAACGCCGUUGUGGCUCGCACCGAAUCUCAUCACAAUAUUAGGUCUAAUUGUAAAUAUAGUCACCACACUUAUAUUAGUAUGGUACAGCCCAGACGCGCGGCAGGAUCCGCCACGAUGGGCGUGUGCGUUAUGCGCGCUAGGAGUAUUCAUUUACCAGAGUCUGGAUGCCAUAGAUGGCAAGCAGGCUCGUAGGACGGGGAGCCAGUCCCCUCUUGGAGAGCUGUUUGACCAUGGCUGUGACAGUAUAUCAACUGUGUUCAUUGCACUUGGUGCGUGCAUCGCUGUCAAGCUGGGCGAGUAUCCAACAUGGAUGUUCUUUCAGUGCUUCUGCGCAAUGACACUGUUCUACUGCGCGCACUGGCAGGCGUACGUGACUGGCACGCUCAAGAUGGGCCGGAUAGACGUAACGGAGGCGCAGUACUCCAUCAUCGGCAUACAUCUUGUCUCGGCCAUACUCGGCCCCAGCUUCUGGGCCACUCAGAUCCCGGUGCUCAACAUGCCGUUGAGCCUCCAGGCCAGCAUCAUGUGUAACACGGCACAGAUGUGCUUCGUCAUCAACUUUGUCACCACCUUCCAGGGGCGGGGCUGUGGCAAGAACGGAUCCACCAUCGCUUUGCCGAUAAAUAUCAGCAUCAAUCUGGUAUCGAACUACGCGGUCGUGUUUCUCACUCUGUAUCUAGUCGGCGGAUACAUUAGCGUUAUAAUGAAGGGUGGAGUGGGGAAAAACGGCUCCACCGUCGCAGGUACGAGCAUAUUAUCCCCAGUGAUCCCGUUCUCGCUAGUGGUGGUGCCGGCGUUCAUCAUCUUCCAAAAGAGCGAGUCCCAUGUGUACGAGAACCACCCGUCCUUGUACAUCAUGGCGUUUGGAAUGGUCGCUGCCAAAGUUACUAACAGAUUAGUGGUGGCUCACAUGACCAAGAGCGAGAUGGAGUAUUACGACUGGUCUCUACUGGGUCCGGCGAUGUUGUUCCUCAACCAGUACUUCAACAACGCGCUGCCCGAGUACUGGGUGCUGUGGCUGUGCACUAUAUGGGUGUGCGUGGACCUGGUUAGAUACUGCGGUCAGAUAUGCCUGGAGAUCUGUGAACACCUGAAGAUCCAGCUGUUCCGGAUUCCCUACCCGGCAGUGGGAGUCGCGCCCCCCAAGCCUCCCGCAGACAGAAACGGUGUUAGGUGCAGAGCGGUGUUCACAGCCACCACCGCGGCUUACCAGCGCCCGCCCGCGAUACUAGCCUUAUGAAUUAGUUGGUAGUGAGGCUUGCAACAUCUUAUAAAUUGGUAUUACAAGUGUAAACAUUCAUAUAGUAUGUCUGAUCGAUGAAAUUAUGUAGUAUGCAUUCGUGAAAUGUUAUUGCUAAAAACGAUUGGGGAUUUAAAUUGUUUAAAAAAUAUAAGUAUAUAAUAGUGUCUUAAAAGACCAGUAUCCAAAUAUUUUAAAUAGAAAACGCCUUAGAUGCGUACCUCUCAGUCCGCAGAUUACGAGCGUGCCGCCUAGAGGCCUGUAAUAUGGACCUAUACAGUAUGAAUGUUUAAACAUGAGUAUAAAUUUGGUACAGACACUUUGGUUGUAAAGUGCCACGCAGACCAAAUUCAUUAGUGACUGUGCCAAAAUUAUACCCACUGUUAUACCAAUUUCAUAGUUGUCAAAAAUGUAAUAUAUUUUCAAAAUUUGAAAUUGUUAAUUAUUGUAAAGAAUUACCAACAUCAAUAUUUGUUCUGCCCAUUUUAUUGAAGAUGUUGCAAGCCUGGGUAAGCGUAGUAAUAUUAACUUGCAAUGUAUUUACUUGUAAUAAAAUUAUUUUAACUCGCGCAAUUCUUUUAGUAUGUAUCUUAGCCAUAAUACAAAGAAAUCAAGAUUUCCUAAAAUAUUUCUAUUUGAUUUAUUUGUUAUACACAGUUAUUUAUUUGUCACGUAAAAAUUAUGCACCACGGGUGCUUUGUUUUUAUCACCUGUAUAUUAUGUUGCCCCAACGUCGAGAAACACCCAUCCCUAAAUACUAAAAAACAGUAUAUUUUUAUAUAAUUUUUCUUUGGUAAAUUCUUACUCCAUCAAAAAAAAAUUGUUUUCAAAUUCCGUUUUCUAGCAAUUAUUUGAAGUAAAUUGAAUACAAAUGUUUUGGGACACCUGUAUAGUACUUACAUCAUGUGAGUGCGAUAGUUUGUAGUUAGUAUUACUACGCUAAGGUGCGGCGGUGGUCGGUCCCGGACUAAACAGUUCUAAACAGUUGUUAUUGUUGUAGAUGAGCGUCGGUUAGCGGAUAGUUAUCGUAUACACAUAGGCGCCAAUGAUCAGUAAGUGCUUGGUGAGGGAUGACCACACCUUCCUCUUGUGUCAGAUCUAAAGCUAAAGGCGACUUAAAUUCAACAUCUACUCAAGAAAUGUGUUUCAUCUGAGUUUAUUUCGAAGAGCUACUCAAAUCAUUAUAAUAUCUAAAAAUUCAAAAAUGAAAUAGUUGCCUUCGAUAAAUAAAUAAAAAUGAUCAAUUUUUGAUACAGACUUAAUUUAAGUCGAAGUUUGCAUUUAGAUCUAACUGUUAGUUUCGUUCCGUUGGUACAUAGGGGACUUUGUGGAUGCUGCUUUUGCAAAUUCGUGAAUUAGGUAUUUCAUCUACUAAAUAUUUGCAGAUGCCGUUUUAAAUGUUGCAAAUAUGUUUGAACUAAUCACUUUUUACUUUGAGUUGAAGAAUCGAUUCAAUAAUAAAUUAUGUUCCACGGCCUUUUUUUAAAUUGAGUGUACAAUAACAGUACUUGUCGAUGAUGUGCAGUUUGGUAUGCACUUUACAGUACUCGAAUAACGGAUGUCGAUUUUUACUAAUAUUUUGCAAAAGCUAGCAACCGUUUGGUUUUCAGUUUUCACGAUACAAAAAAUGUGUGUUAAAAUACUUAUUUCUUAUUUGGAAAUAAAGACUAUGAAAAGCGUCAUGAAAAGAAGGGAAUGUAUCGUGUUAACUUUUCUCGGGAUGUGUUUGUAGUUGUUUGGCAGAGCGAGUAGCAAUUAUGUUAUCUGUUUUGUCGGCUAGUUACAAUCUCCAAUAUAUAGUAUUGAAAUAUUCAUUGGAAAUACAAUAUAAGGAUAAAAAGAAAUAUAUUUUAAACCAACCCAAUGCACCUGCAACUUCUUCAUACUAACUCUACUACUUUCUGCUCUGUUGCUUUGAUAUAGGUAUGAAAUUGUAUCGGUGUUGGCUGCGAUUAACCCACUCCAGCUAGAAUAUUAACGUUUAAUGUUAUAGAUUGUAGUUUAAGUGCUAGGGACGCUUGCAAAUAUUGAGUCGAAGAUGUGACUAAUUUAAUAAAAAAUACUGUCUUGUUUAUAUCAAAGUACUUGAUUUCUAUCCGUAUUAGAUUUUUUCUUAUUAGGGUUUGUACAGUCCUUUAAAAAUUUAUGGUUGUAGUAUUUUUUAUCGUUCUUUAAUAAGUUUAAUUUUGGCAUACAGAAUAAAUUUUGCCUACUAUCUAAUAUCUUCGCUUAUCUAGUCUUCGUAUUUAAUGUGACAAUGCUGUCGAAUUAAAAUGUCGCUAGAAUGAAGUAACAGCUCAAGAUUUCUAUACUUUUGAAAACAGUAGCAUACAACCGUAGUGCUAAGAUGUAAAUAUAUAUAUGUGGAUAGGUAACAAUGUGCUGGACGCAGGCUGGCUGUAUAAUGUGACCGUUGUAUUUUUUAUGAAAUAUAAGCGUAUGAACAUUUUCGA